AGCGUCGUUUCAAGGAGCACCGCCAUGCUGACGUUCCCGCUCUCGCGAGAGGAGUGUUUUUUGGGGGACAUACCCCCGCGCGUGCGCAGUACGUGCGUCUUGCUCAAUGUUUUUGUUUUAGCUCUGCAGCUCGUGUUGAAGAUGAACACAGUCAAAAUGGAAACGACGGGGCUGAUGCUUAGUGUUGUAUUUAUUUUUAUCUUCGCCUCAGUAGCGUGCACCGAGGCGCCGCCCAGGCAGCUGAAUACGGAAAACAUCCUGAUCAACGUGACAGCAGGGACACUGACUGACACACAGCUACAGGAUACCAACAACUUACAGAUCAAUUUAAACAUUUCGGUGGGUGAAGAGCAGGUGCUGGUCAACGACAUCCCGGUGGAGCUGUCAGGGGUCACCAGGUUCAACUGUCAGGCUCUUCUCUUAGACAGCAUCAAUGGAAGCAGCGACUUUGAGUCUGGAGACUUGGUGUCCACCGUCACCCGGGUGAUGGUGAGCCAGAACCGGCUGUACAGCGACUCAGAGGAAGUGGUAGCUCUGCAGGUGUUCAGUGAAGUUAUAGAGAUGGAGGGCAAAGAGGUCCAGCAGCCUGACAUGUGUGAGGUGAAAAUACUGAUGAGCCCAGAUUUCCAGAAACUGGCUCAGUUCACCAAUAUCUACCCCAUCGGACACAGUGAGAUCUUCAGGAUUCCCAGAGAGAAUGAUGUCGUUGUCACUGAUCCACCAAGUCCUAGAAAAGAUGAAGAACAGCUGAUCUCCCACACCACCAGCCAGUACCCCCUGAAGCACACAGAGACCACCCAGGAGGAGAUUGCUGCUCCGGGAAAGCUCCCAGAGACUCCCCUGCGUAUGGACCCCGACAUGCUGUACGAUGUCAGAUACGAGGAUGAAUAUGAUGACAAAGAGCUGAGCCAGACGGAUCAGAUACAGAUGGAAACUCCGCCCAAAGAAUUCAUAUCAUCCUACUCUGCCAUGUGUCAGUGGGUGGAGGAGGUGAGGGAGCGUCUGAGGCGCUUCAGCUCCGAGUCGCUGCCUCUUUUCUUCCUGGUUAUGUGGGUGGUGGUGAUCGGCGUUGUUGGGUCGGCGGUCAUCGUCAAGAUCUUGGACAUCUUCUUCCCAACUUGUGAACACAAGCACAUUUUUCACCUAAACCCUGUCACUCUAAUGCCGGAGGAGGAGAAGCACACCCUGCUGGAGAACAUAGAAAUAGAAGCAGAGGAAGAAGAGAAGAAGCCUUGAAUGAAGGAUUGACUUGGCCGGCUCCUUUAUUUUCAGUUUGUUCUUAUUUGUUCUUGGUUAGUGUGUUAAGUUGUCAGCAUGGCCUGGUUCUGUUGCUUGCUUAUCCGGACUUGUGAACGGCUAGUUUUCCCUUUAAUUCACCCUCUAAGCACAUUGGCCGUGGACCAGACGGUGGUCUUAAACAAACCGACUAAACUCAAUUUGUUGGUUCAACGCUCGUCCACGCGAACGCCUCAAAUUUAGUCACACGAUCAAAACAGAAAGUGCUGAACUGUGAAGGAACUGAGAGCUCUUUCCGUUGGAGUGCAACAGCGUUUGUGCAGUCAGCUCAUCGUCUGCACAGAUAAUCAAACUCUUUGAUUGGUCAGAUCAUUUAAUGAAGUCACAAACGACAUUGUUACAUUCCUGUUCAAGUAACUGGUAUUCAUUCUUGACUUUGAAAACAGCAGCUGAAAAAAAUCACCAUCUUAAGAUCCAUUUAGUAGUUUUUCUUCAUGAAGAUCACGUGAUGAGGUUGAAAGCUUGGAAUUUAGAGGUUCAGCUUUUAAAGGAAUAGUUUGACAAUCUGGGGAAUUGUGCUUCAUCGCUUUAUUGGUGAGAUAUAGAUGAGGAGAGCAGACGUGUAGCUUAGCAUAAAGACUGUAAAGAAGGGAAAACGGCUAGCCUGCAUGCUACAUCUGGUUUGUUUCAUCACUACAAAAACAGAAGUGUAAAAAUUACGUGCAGAUUGCUCGGCUGGGCGUAGUAACUUCCGAGAGGGCUGGCUUACCAUAAAACUCAUUUACCGAUGAAGAUCAUGUCACAUGAUCAAAAGCUUCAGAAAUGCUACUAAAUGGACCUUUUAAAUUAGAGUUUUUUCUUUGGUUGGCUGUAUGUUGUCAACACAAAGCAGAUCUGAGUCGGUGUAACACACGAAUAUGAACAAACUGAGUAUUUUAGGGGCUGAAUUCAGUGACUUUGCGUCACUAUAAACUGACUAUAUAUGUAGUAGUAUACUUUCUUUACACAAUGUUGACCCCCCCCGUACCCCGCUACUGGAAACAAUGUGUGAAGAAAGCCUGACGCAGACAGUGAGUCCUGCCUGUCGCCCUUUCAGUGAAGAGACAAAUCUGUCCAUAUUUGAAUCUGUUGUCACGUAUAGCUCAGAUGAAGCAACGUCAUAUUGAAUCUAAAAAGAUUGCUGCGUCUGGAAGAAGUUAUUACAAAUCUUGUGUCUGCACAUUCAGUGUUUUCCUCCCGCAUCUCUUCUUAACUCUGAAUGUCACUAAUAAUAAAAAAAAACAACCUCCUUUCAAGAUGUGCCGCCACGUUCGAGGCUCGUACAUUGAUUGUCUUCUUCACAGUGCCUCAGUGACCGUUUAUGGGAUGUUUAUCAGUAAAGGGAGAGAAUGUAAGUGUGGCAUUUCAGAUUGUUUAUGCACUCUAAAUAUAUAAGACUAUGACUGGACUGAUGUUAAAUACAGUGUGUACGCUCGACAUGAGCAUAAAUUUAAAGUGUAAAUUACUGUUGGAGGAAAGAAUCUGCACUUAGUUUUACAGUUUGAAGUGAAUUGGACUUGAACCUGCAUGGCUGUUCCUUAUUUGUUUUUGUUUUUUAUUUUCUUUUGUGGUCAUCUCAUUGUGACUUAUAGACAAGAAUGACUUCAGUGAAACAGAAUGCUUCUAGGCGGUGUGUGAGGGACCAAGCCGGUGUGGAGAUGGCAGGGUAUUGGUCAAAAAAUGAUGUUUAUUGAAUCCAGAACUCAGCAAGUGUGUCAACAUGUCCUAUGUUAUUUUCAUGCUUUUUAAAAAAAACAAAAAAAAAACACCCUUUAAACAUCAGCUCGUGUACCUCAGAGCUGCUGAGGUCGUGAUUUCAUCUCCCCGUGGUUCAGUUAAUCUGCAGAGUGCAUGAUGUGCUGUGAUAGCAAAAGGUGCAUGUGUAGUCUUAGCUUGUGAAUGCAGUUUGCUGUCCUGUCAGCAGGUUAUACAUUAAAACUAGGAAGCUGCAUGAUGACUCAAAACAGCUCAAACCUGUAUUUGGAACAGCCUCAAACUCUAAAUGAACUCAGCACCACAGAGUGCUGGAUGUGACAUUUAAUUAGCCUGUAAGGCAGACGACAUGUCAGGCAUGAAGUCGGAUGUUGCUGAAUAAAACAAGAUAUUUUCAUUU
Molecule: messenger RNA, 3388 nt
Organism: Larimichthys crocea (large yellow croaker)
Lineage: Eukaryota; Metazoa; Chordata; Actinopteri; Sciaenidae
Gene: ginm1
Product: glycoprotein integral membrane 1
Exons: 8
Coding region: 25-1236 (403 amino acids)
Source: RefSeq, a predicted model, not a curated record